Suillus fuscotomentosus is the source of this 1509-nucleotide messenger RNA. Its product is annotated as MFS general substrate transporter. The record is from RefSeq and is a predicted model, not a curated record. Gene Ontology annotation, molecular function: transmembrane transporter activity. Gene Ontology annotation, biological process: transmembrane transport. NCBI's taxonomy places the organism in Eukaryota, Fungi, Basidiomycota, Agaricomycetes, Boletales, Suillaceae. The transcript is spliced from 9 exons. The coding region runs from base 1 to 1509 and encodes 502 amino acids. Gene Ontology annotation, cellular component: membrane.
AUGGCAAGCAUUCAAGACGUGUCGCCGACAAAGUUGCCCUCUGAGCGUGCUCCGCUCCUUCCAGAGCGGCAGGACGCAAUAAGCAGUGAACGCCAAUUCUCCCCGUUGACGCUCCUAAUCCCGCUAGCUGUCGCGACACGACUUACUUCGACGCUCCUGCAACUACAUUAUUGGAGGUUAUCCAAUCAGUCAUCUGUCGGUUGUGGCUCACAGCAAAUGACAACUUCCCACCAGGCGGGGAGAUAUCCAAGGAACUAUGCGCAGUUCCAGAGUGUGAUCAGCUAUAUUAGCUCUAGACUUGGAAGAAAACCAGUCAUCCUUGGCGCAGUUGCCGUUAGCUUUUUGGCCUAUUUUCUUAUGGUCUGCUCCCAGUACUUGUCUGGAUGGCCAGGAGCAACUGUUUUGGCCGCCUCUCUAUUAUUGCAAGCAUUCGGUAAUCCCCUGAUUAUGAUGUUCAUGGUAAACAUCUACACCGUUGAUAUCUCCAGUGCUGAGGACAGAACACCCGUUUUGAGUGCCAUCAAUGGAUGGGCUAUCCUAGGACAAUCAGUCUCCUUUGCUAUUGGUGGUCUUGUCACCACCAAGACUAAUAACCCGCUAAUCGUAUACUACAUCUCUAUUUCCGUUCUCGGGGCAAUAUUCGUCUAUGUCUUAGCUUUACUCCCCGAAUCAUUACCAAAAGAGAAACGGGAUGAACUACGUCGCCAGCGCCUUGCUCAGCAGAAUGUAGAAGGAAGCGCGCGUCGAAAUUUAUCGAGCCGCCUCAUAUCUAUGGUAGCCAUUGCUUUCGAACCCCUGAAACAGCUCGUUCCUGCCCGCAAGGAAGAUGGCAGACGGAACUGGCGAGUAGUGUAUUGUGCAAUUCAUAUUAUCAUCGCCAUGCUUGCGGACUCGUAUACGCCGGUGGCCCUUACGUUGUUGUACACAACGAAAUACAAGUACAACUCUGCUCAGACCGGAAUUAUGUUGACAACACUGAGCUUGAGCGCUGUAUUCUGUCUUACAUACACGAUACCCUCGCUGAUUCGCGUAUUGCGUCCGAUUUACGCCAGGAAGGUUGUUCUUCCCGAAGAUCAACAGGAGCCUAGCGAUGACGCUGCUGUGUCUACGUCGACAGACCUUCUCGAUGUCCACAUCAUCUUCGUCUCCUGGGUCAUAAAUGCUAUUUCCUAUAUAAUAGCGUCUGCAACGACGACUCGUGUUUCACAUCUCAUAGCCGUGAGCGCUGUCGGUUUCAGCGCAGCACAUAUUCCCAUCACUCGAAGUCUCGCAGUAUCAUCGGUGGACCCCUUGAAACAAGGAGAGGUACUGGCUGCUAUCGAAAUGAUGUCAAGCAUUGGAGCCUUCCUCUCUCCUCUUGUCAUGGGCAGCAUUUUUACUGCCACGAUCUCGAGUCAACCGAUGUUGGUGUUCUAUAUCCACGCGGCGAUCGUGAUGGCGGCUGCGUCGCUACUCUUUCUCGUCAGAGACUCUGAUCGUUAUCAGAAACCAUUACAGACACAAGACUAA